AUGGCUUCUUUUUUCUCCCUCACUUUUCUCUUCUACUUUUAUCUCUCUUACUAUUUGACUCGCUUCCGUUCUUCCCGCUUUCCGUCUCUAGCUUUCUUUUUGUCUGUUUCAUUUCUCUCUUUUCCGAUGUCUUUUUUUUUUUCUUUCUCUUUUCUUUUCUCGUUUCCUUUCUUCUACUACCUUUUAUCUCUCUGUUAUUUUCUCUUAUUCUUAUCCUCUCUCUUGUUUUUAUCUUUUAAUCUCAUUCUUCAUUUCUCUUUUCCCUUUCUUUCUUUCUUUUUAUCUCCUUUUUAUCAUUUUCUCCCUCGAUUUUGUGUCUUUCUUUUCUUCCCACUUCCAUUAUCUUUUUCGUUUCCUAUCUUCUCCUAUUUCUUUCGUUUUCCCCUUUUCCCUCUUCCCCUGGUCUUUUUCUUUCUUUCUUUCUUUCUUUCUUUCUUUCUUUCUUUCUUUCUUUCUUUUUAUCUUCUUUUUUAUCAUUUUCUCCCUCGAUUUUGUGUCUUUCUUUUCUUCACACUUUCAUUAUCUUUUUCGUUUCCUAUCUUCUAUUUCUUUCGUUUUCCCCUUUUCCCUCUUCCCCUGGUCUUUUUCUUUCUUUCUUUCUUUCUUUUUAUCUCCUUUUUAUCAUUUUCUCCCUCGAUUUUGUGUUUCUUUUCUUCCCACUUCCAUUAUCUUUUUCGUUUCCUAUCUUCUUCUAUUUCUUUCUUUUUCCCCUUUUCCCUCUUCCCCUGGUCUUUUCUUUCUUUCUUUCUUUCUUUUUUUCUUUCUUUCUUUCUUUCUUUCUUUUCCUCUUUUUUUCUCUCUUCUUUUUUGUCUUUAUUUCGCUUUCUUUCUCGCUCUUUUCGUUUUAUACGCCGCUAUCUCUUUUCUCUCUCUCUCUCUCACUCUCUUUUAUCUCUCUCUUAUUCUUUUCUUUCGUCUGUCUCUGUUAUUAUUUCAUUCUAUUUUCUCAUUUUUCUUUAUUUACUACUUUUUACUAUUUUUCUUUCUCUCUCUCUCUCGCUUUUAUCUCUUUCUUUUUCUUCAACUCUCUCGCUUUUUCUUACUUCUCCUUUACCUUCUUUUUUACUUUCUCUUAUCCUUCUCUCUCUUUUCCUAUUUUCUUUCUCUCUCUUUUAUCUUUCUCUCUCGUUUAUCACUUUCUCCAUUGUCUCUCUUUCCUCCUUUCUCUUUUAUAUCUGUUUCUCUUUUCUUUCUUUCUUUCUUUCUUUCUUUCUUUCUUUCUUUCUUUUUUUUUUUCUUCACAUUUGUUUCUUUUUAUACCUUUCUAUGUUACGCGAACAUACUGAUGGUAGUAUCUAG
Acanthosepion pharaonis is the source of this 1299-nucleotide messenger RNA. Lineage: Eukaryota; Metazoa; Mollusca; Cephalopoda; Sepiida; Sepiidae. The record is from the annotation of a GenBank genome assembly.